GGGCCAGCCAGCUUGCUCCCCAGCCACCCAUUGCCUCCUGGCAUCCUGAGGGGCGACUCAUUGGCCUGCACUGCUUCCCCUGGUGGGCCACACUCGCCCUCUACCUCUCCAGACACGUGGUCCACUGGAGCUACUAAAUUUGGGAACUCCCGAACUCCCCAGACUCGGUUGGCUUGGUGGCUUCAGGCCCACCCCGGUGCCCGAAGGCACUCCCGUUACCCUUGGUUGUGGGAGGUUCCUUGGGAAGUCACAGCUGAUGGACUUGCUUGACCCCAGCCAGCCCCCGUGGCCGCCCGUGCCCUGCUGGGCCUUCUGACCACCAGGGAAGGAGCCAAGAUGGCUGGCGCUCCCUCCAGCCAGGGACAUAUCCUGGCCAGCUGGGAGGGCAGGCCAGAGAGGCACGGAGCCAGGCCAGGAUGACGUCUCGGGAGCAGCUGGUACAGCAGGUGCUUCAGGAGCUGCAGGAGGCCGUGGAGUCCGAGGGCCUGGAGGGUCUCGUGGGUGCUGCUCUGGAGGCCAAGCAAGUCCUGUCGUCCUUCACCCUCCCCACCUGCCGAGAGGGGGGUUCCGGCCCCCAGGUGCUGGAGGUGGACUCCGUGGCCCUGAGCCUGUACCCGGAGGACGCUCCCCGGAACAUGCUGCCGCUGGUGUGCAGAGGCGAGGGCAGCCUGCUGUUCGAGGCCGCCAGCGUGCUGCUGUGGGGCGAUGCCGGCUUCAGCCUGGAGCUGCGGGCCCGCACGGUGGUGGAGAUGCUGCUGCACCGGCAUUACUACCUCCAGGGCAUGAUCGACUCCAAGGUGAUGCUGCAAGCCGUGCGCUACUCCCUGCGCUCUGAGGAAUCCCCCGAGAUGACCAGCCUGCCAUCCGCCACGCUGGAGGCCAUCUUCGACGCGGAUGUCAAGGCCACCUGCUUCCCCAACAGCUUCUCCAACGUGUGGCACUUGUACGCCCUCGCCUCCGUCCUGCGGCGCAACAUCUACUCCAUCUACCCCAUGCGAAACCUCAAGAUCCGGCCCUACUUUAACCGCGUCAUCCGGCCCCGCCGCUGCGACCACGUGCCCGCCACGCUGCACAUCAUGUGGGCCGGCCAGCCCCUCACCAGCCACCUCUUCCGCCACCAGUACUUUGCCCCCGUGGUGGGGCUGGAGGAGGUGGAGGCCGAAAGCGACCCCGGCCUGCCCCCGGCGCCUCCAGCCCUGGCCCCGCUGCCGCCACCCGCCAAGACCCUGGCGCUGCUCAACCAGGAGCCCGGCCUCAGCUACUCCCACCUCUGUGAGCGCUACAGCGUCACCAAGAGCACCUUCUACCGCUGGCGGCGGCAGUCCCAGGAGCACCGGCAGAAGGUGGCCACGCGCUUCUCCGCCAAGCACUUCCUGCAGGACAGCUUCCACCGCGGGGGCGUCGUGCCGCUGCAGCAGUUCCUCCAGAGGUUCCCCGAGAUCUCCCGCUCCACCUAUUACGCCUGGAAGCAAGAGCUCCUGGGCUCUGGCACUUGCCAGGCCCUGGCCCCCAAGGAGGUGCAGGUGCUGGAGGAGCUGGAGAAGCUGCCGGACGAGCAGAUCGCCAAGGGGCUGGGAUGCUCGUCGCUGGCCGUGUCGAGCCCUGGCAUGAUCUUAAUGCAGCGGGCCAAGUUGUACCUGGAGCACUGCAUCUCCCUGAACACACUGGUACCCUAUCGCUGCUUCAAACGCAGGUUCCCCGGCAUCUCGCGGUCCACCUACUACAACUGGCGCCGGAAGGCCCUCCGAAGGAACCCCGGCUUCAAGCCGGCGCCGGCCCUCUCCACGGCCGGGGCUCCCCAGCCAGCGUCUGUUCCGGAGGAGGCCCUGCUCCCUUGGAAGGGUGAGGUGGGAGAGGGGCCGGGCCAAGCGACUGCGGGGGGACCGCCCGCCCCCCGUGAGCUCCUGCCCCCAAAGGUGCCCCUGUCCCGUUGGCAGAGGCGUCUGCGCAGGGCUGCCCGCAAGCAGGUGCUGAGCGGGCACCUCCCUUUCUGUCGCUUCCGCCUCCGCUACCCCAGCCUGUCGCCCUCUACCUUCUGGGUCUGGAAGAGUCUUGCCCGGAGUUGGCCCAGAAGCCUGUCCAAAUUCCAGAUGCAGGCCCCCAGCUUGGGCAAAGAAGGGAUGGAAGCUGAGGAGAAGCAGGAGCAAGAAGCCUGCAGGGAUGUGACCGCUGUGACGGCCCCUCCUGUGGGAGACCCCCCGCGGGUGGGGUCUUCUCCAGGAGAGGAUCCGGGGAAAGCCCAGGGAGGGCCUUCCAGAGAGGGGGCCACGGCCCAGGGCCGGCCCCACAGCAGCCUCCCUGUGACCGAGGCGGCAGUGGGUGGCAGGGACGGCCAAGUGCUGGUGAUGGACAUGCUCGCCACCACAAAGUUCAAGGCCCAGGCCAAGCUGUUCUUGCAGAAACGCUUCCAGUCUAAGAGUUUCCCCUCCUUCAAGGAGUUCAGCGCCCUCUUUCCCCUCACUGCCCGCUCUACCUACUACAUGUGGAAGCGGGCACUCUAUGAUGGCCUCACGCUGGUUGAUGGCUGACAAGGAGGUGUGAAGGGGGCUGGGAGGAGAGGGGACCCGUUUGCAGAGGGUCAGGGACCUAAGCUGACGCCUGGCUUGGCCAGGAUGCCCUUUGCUCUGGCUCCCACAGUGUCUGCCUUGACUCCAAGGGCAGCUUUGCGUUGUUUCUUGGCUCUCCGGCAGACAGAGCCCGAAAUCAGCCCUCUGGUCUCCUGUGGAGAGCUACAAGACCAGAAACGUUCUCCAUUUCAGUUGUUUGCCAUUCUUGCUUUUUAUUGUUGUCUUGGUUUUAGUUUUUUUUUUGUUUGUUUGUUUUUGUUUUGAUUUGAGUGGAUUGGCUGGGCCCCCUGGCUGGUGUUGGAAACUGUAUGUUUGGGGUGGGGGUUUGGUUAGCUAAAGUUGCUUUCAGCUCUUCCUGGGGACGGAAGAAGUAUUGUAACAUGGCGAUCUGUCCCAUUAAGCAGAAUGUAGGUCUUCAGUUUCUUUUGGGGGUUGGCACCCUCCUUACUCAAAGCUGUUUCCCAAAGGAACAUUAGAAAUCAAACGUGGAGCAGGCCAGUGGCUUCUCUCUGGUGCCCCCAAAGGAGAGGGUGCCGGGCUCAGCAUGAGACGUGAGGGCAUACAGGAAGAACCUCUAGGGGAAGACCCUGGACUGGAUCACGGAGGUGCUGGCCUGUCCCUUGCAAGGAGUGUGGUAAGGGGCUGGGGGAGGUGCCUUCGAGUCUCUGCUGGUGCUUGGCCCGUCUGCUGUGGACGCUUCAGUCCUCUGCCAGCCUGGUUGGCUCUUGGGGACCCUUGUCUUUCUGUUGAGUCCCUCCUCAGAGCCUGUGCCCCAUCAGUGAGAGACCAUACGGUGGCCAGGCAGGUGAGUAACUGAAUUUGCAUUGUCCAAGAGUCAAGUUGGAAAACCAAAGAAAUAAAGUGAUGUGGUGCCCAUA
Molecule: messenger RNA, 3445 nt
Organism: Felis catus (domestic cat)
Lineage: Eukaryota; Metazoa; Chordata; Mammalia; Carnivora; Felidae
Gene: VRTN
Product: vertebrae development associated
Exons: 2
Coding region: 417-2528 (703 amino acids)
Biological process (GO): regulation of transcription by RNA polymerase II
Cellular component (GO): chromatin
Molecular function (GO): sequence-specific DNA binding
Source: RefSeq, a predicted model, not a curated record